CGGCUGUGUAGGUCAGUUUUGGGGCUAACCUUACACUGAACAGUUCAGUAAAAUUGAAAAAUUCCAAAUUUUGUGUGCGGCUUUUUUGUUGUUUUUUUUUUGGUUUCGUUCGUACAAAAUUUGUUGCGUGUCAACUGUGGACUACACUCGCCACACCAUGGAGGACAAGCCCUUCAAUCCGUUCUACAUUGGACCGCACCCGAGCAAGGCUUGCGCCAUACCCGAAGUGCCCGGGCAACAGUGCAACCCCGCCUGCGUUGAGAAGUCGCAAGCAUCGGGACAGCAGCCGCCACAGUCUGGCCCCGGCGGCGGCAUCCUCAUCGUGGGCAUAAGCGGACCCUCGGGCGGAGUGGCCAACGUCUACAGCACCGGCCAGAUGUCCAACCAAUCAAAGGCAGCAGCUCCAGUCACGACCGGUACAGCCGCACCUGGGCGAUCGCUUGCCGCCACUGCCUCAGCGCCAGUCUCGGUCGGCAUCGGUACAUCCAAGCCGGGCCCAUCGCUUGUUGGCAAUGCCGCGCCAGCAUCAACCAACAGAGUCUGCAGGCCAUAUCCCUGCAUGGAGAACAAAAAUAGCAAUGGUCCCGGCUGUUAACAGAAGGAUGUUUCCGACCCCAACUCAAAAUGAACAGAAGCCACACAUUUUUGCAUUAAUUCCACCAAAGUUAGCCCCGAAACAAAGACAAUAAAACGGCAAAUAGAACCCCAAAA
This is a messenger RNA of Drosophila obscura, 711 nucleotides long. RefSeq lists its product as uncharacterized. The transcript has a single exon. The record is from RefSeq and is a predicted model, not a curated record. Lineage: Eukaryota; Metazoa; Arthropoda; Insecta; Diptera; Drosophilidae. Bases 158 to 595 code for a protein of 145 amino acids.